AGUAUUCCGGGGUUUGCCCUGCCUCCUCACGCACCGCGCAGGGAGCAAAAGUAUCUUGCGCUUUUCUUUUUUCUUUUUUUUCUCCUUUCCAUGAAAGCUUUUCACCGUCAGUCAGAGAUCUGGGCUUAAAGGAAGAGGAUCUGACGGGCCCAGUUUGACUCAGAGAUAAAUCCAUAUAUAUUUCCACACAUGGCGCUUCAGUAAAAAAGAUAAAGAAAAAAAAAAAACACAUUGAGGAUUUUGGAGGGGAUAUAACUUUUUAAAUAAAGCCGCCCGUUUUUCUGCAGCAGCUGCGGGCGCUCACCAUGGAGAUGGAAAGAUGGACCAUCAGGUGGAAAACGAAAAGGCGUCUAUUAGAUUCAACGCUAGCCGCGGUGGGCACGUUAAUCCUAAUUCUACAAAGUGUCAGAGCAGCUGAACCUGUCGAUGUACUAAAAGCGCUAGACUUCCAGAGUUCUCCAGAAGGAGUCCGGAAAACACCAGGUUUCUGCACAGUUCGGAGAGGAUCCAAGCCCGACGUAGCAUAUAGAGUGACAAAAAAUGCUCAGAUCAGUGCCCCAACCAAACAGCUCUUCCCAGGAGGAGUUUUCCCUGAAGAUUUCUCCAUUCUGUUCACUAUCAAGCCCAAGGCUAGACUCCAGUCUUUCCUUCUAUCUAUAUACAACAAACAAGGCCUCCAGCAGCUGGGAGUGGAGGUGGGCCGAGCCCCCGUCUUCCUAUAUGAGGACCAACAUGGCAAGCCCACCCCAGAGGAAUACCCUUUGUUCCGCUCCAUCAACCUUGCUGAUGGCAAAUGGCACAGAGUCGCUAUCAGCGUUGAGAAGAACAGCAUUACCAUCUUUGUGGACUGUAAGAAGAAGUUGACCAAACCACUUAAAAGAAGUGACCAAGCUGUGAUCGACACUGAAGGCAUUACAGUCUUUGGUACCAGAAUCUUGGAUGACGAAGUCUUCGAGGGUGACAUUCAGCAGCUUUUGAUAUUGUCAGAUCCCAGAGCCGCCUAUGACUACUGUGAACACUACAGCCCUGACUGUGGAAAACCCAGCCACCAUGACACUCCACAGGCCCAGGAACCAGAGGAAGAGUAUCCGGUCUAUGACUACGGUGAAUUAUAUGAAUACGGUGAAGGGGAGGUAACCACUGAUGCUCCGCCUACACCAGGAGCAAAGACUGAGACAAAAGCUGGUGGAGAAUAUUACACUAACGAGUAUGACUACACCGAGGUGUAUGGGAGUAAGCCUGAUCCUCCGACAGAGACCUCCAGACAAGGCGAGACUUACGAUGCUGAAAUAGGGGAGGAUUAUGUCACUGGUGUGGAUGAGGUUGGAGUGGACCCCACUGUUGCUGUGGAAAGUGCUGUGGACCCAGUGGACCCACCAGUGAAGGUGCAACCUGAAACGGAUGUGAAAGAGUUUAAGGAAUACGACAUGAAGGAAUAUGAUACCAAAGAGUUUGUGGAGAAACCCUACGACUAUGGCACUUAUGUGGAUUACGACGAUUAUGGUACCACCAAUGCAAAGCCGACCCCCGAAGUGUAUGAGGAUGAGAUCGGUCCUGGUGUUCCAGCAGAGACAGAUAUCAGCGUGAGUGGGGGACACAAUUACUUGGGACAAAAAGGAGAGAAGGGUGAACCUGCAGUCAUUGAACCUGGGAUGCUUUUAGAAGGACCCCAAGGAGCCCCUGGCCCAGCAGGUGUUCCUGGUAACCCAGGAUUGCAAGGACCCCUAGGUACUCCAGGAGAUCCUGGUGAGAGGGGUCCUCCUGGCCGUCCUGGUAUUCCAGGUUCAGAUGGUGUCCCUGGCCCUCCAGGUACCAUUCUGAUGCUACCAUUCCGUGCGGGUGGUGAGGCACAUAAGGGACCUGUGAUAACAGCCCAAGAAGCUCAGGCGCAGGCCAUCCUGUCUCAGGCUAGACUAACAAUGAGAGGCCCCCCAGGGCCUGUGGGGUUGGCAGGAAGAUCUGGACUUUUGGGACCCCCUGGGGCUGCUGGACUCAAAGGUGACAGCGGUGACUCUGGACCACAGGGACCAAGAGGUCUUCAGGGUCCAACUGGUGUACCAGGGAAGGCAGGAAAAAGGGGUCGGAAUGGAGCUGACGGUGCACGAGGAAUGCCAGGAGAGGCAGGCGCCAAGGGUGACAGAGGUUUUGAUGGCCUCCCCGGUCUUCCUGGAGAGAAAGGACACAGGGGAGAACACGGCCCCAGUGGUCCUCCAGGAUCUCCAGGAGAUGACGGGCCAAGAGGCGAAGACGGCCAUGUUGGACAGAGAGGAGUGGCUGGAGAGAGUGGCCCCAGAGGUUUGCUUGGCCCCAGAGGGUCCCCAGGUCCUCCAGGACAACCUGGUCUUUCUGGACUGGAUGGUCAAGCUGGUCCCAAAGGAAACAUGGGUCCGCAAGGAGAGCCAGGUCCUCCUGGGCAACAAGGCCUGCCUGGUCCUCAUGGUCUCAUUGGUCCUCAAGGUCCAAUUGGGCCUCCGGGUGAAAAAGGGCCUCAAGGGAAGCAAGGUCUGGCUGGACUUGGCGGUACUGAUGGCCCUCCUGGUCACCCUGGAAAAGAAGGACCUCCUGGAGAGAAAGGAUCCACGGGUUUUCCUGGUCCAAUAGGAUCUAUCGGCUAUCCUGGUCCCCGUGGUGUAAAAGGCGCUGAGGGAGUUCGAGGCGUCAGAGGAGACAAAGGAGAAAAGGGAGAGGAUGGAUUCCCUGGCUUCAAAGGGGACAUGGGCAUCAAGGGGGACAAGGGUGAGGGUGGUGUACUAGGACCCAGAGGAGAAGAUGGCCCUGAAGGGCCAAAGGGCAAAUCAGGACCAGGUGGAGAGGCUGGACCCAUGGGUUUAGCAGGAGAGAAGGGAAAACUUGGAGUCCCUGGAUUGCCUGGGUACCCUGGAAGACAAGGCCCAAAGGGCUCGAAUGGCUUCAAUGGAUUCCCCGGAGCAAACGGUGAAAAGGGAGCAAGGGGAAUUGCUGGGAAAUCAGGCCCUCGAGGGCAGCGUGGACCAACAGGUCCACGUGGGGGACGUGGAGCAAGAGGACCGACAGGAAAGCCAGGUGCAAAGGGCACCUCAGGCAGCGAUGGACCUCCAGGCCCACCUGGAGAGCGGGGACCUCAAGGACCUCAGGGACCUGUCGGUUUACCCGGACCCAAAGGACCUAAUGGCCCAGCAGGGAAAGACGGGCUGCCAGGACAUCCUGGACAGAGGGGGGAAACGGGUUUCCAAGGAAAGACUGGACCUCCGGGACCUGGAGGGGUGGUUGGACCUCAGGGACCAACUGGAGAGACAGGACCAAGUGGAGAGCGAGGACACCCAGGGACCCCUGGUCCACCCGGAGAGCAAGGUCUACCUGGAGCUGCAGGAAAAGAAGGAGGAAAGGGUGAUCCGGGUCCUUCGGGUCAUUCUGGCAAGGUGGGACCACCUGGAUUAAAAGGUUUCCAAGGGGCAAGAGGUCUCCCAGGAGCCAUGGGUCCAGGUGGCUUAAAGGGAGGAGAAGGACCUCAGGGUCCCCCCGGCCCCAUCGGUUCCCCUGGUGAGAGAGGCCCUGCUGGUCCCGGAGGUCCUAUUGGUCAGACAGGACGCAACGGCCCACAAGGACCACCAGGCCCUGCCGGAGAAAAAGGAUCCCCUGGAGAGAAAGGUCCCAUGGGUCCAGCUGGCCGUGACGGCAUUCAAGGUCCAGUAGGUCUUCCUGGUCCAGCUGGUCCUCAGGGUCCCCCAGGAGAAGACGGUGAUAAGGGAGAAGUGGGCGGUCCUGGACAGAAGGGAAGCAAAGGAGACAAGGGUGAACGGGGUCCACCUGGCCCAACAGGUCUCCAGGGCGUGGUUGGAGCUCCCGGUCCAGCUGGCAGUGAUGGUGAGUCUGGGCCAAGAGGACAGCAGGGCAUGUUUGGCCAGAAAGGAGAUGAAGGUCCCAGAGGAUUUCCAGGGCUGCCAGGACCCAUUGGACUGCAGGGUUUGCCUGGCCCUCCUGGUGAGAAGGGAGAAAAUGGAGAUGUCGGACCAAUGGGUCCACCCGGUCCUCCAGGUCCCAGAGGUCCACAGGGCCCCAGUGGAGCUGAUGGUGCACAAGGUCCCCCUGGAGGUAUUGGUGCAAUGGGCGGUGUUGGUGAGAAGGGAGAAAAUGGUGAAGCCGGUAACCCAGGACCACCUGGAGAGCCUGGUACUCUAGGUCUCCGAGGAGAGAUUGGUGAGAAGGGAGAAACCGGGCCACCCGGUGCUGCCGGACCCCCUGGCGGCAGAGGCCCCCCUGGAGACGAUGGUCCCAAGGGAAACCCUGGACCCGUCGGCUUCCCAGGAGACCCAGGUCCCCCUGGUGAGCCUGGUGCUGGGGGUCUUGAUGGUUUAACUGGUGAUAAAGGUGAUGAUGGUGAACCUGGACAACCGGGUCCUCCAGGCCCAUCUGGUGAAGCUGGAGUACCAGGGCCUCCUGGCAAAAGGGGACCUCUCGGAUCUCAAGGUCAGGAGGGAAGGCAAGGAGAAAAGGGAUCUAAGGGAGAAGCUGGAGCAGAGGGACCUGUCGGGAAAACAGGACCUGUGGGAUCUCAGGGCCCCCCUGGAAAACCUGGUGCUGAGGGUCUGCGUGGAAUUCCUGGCCCCGUUGGUGAGCAAGGACUGCCUGGUGCAUCUGGUCAAGAUGGCCCUCCAGGUCCUAUUGGACCGCCUGGACUUCCUGGCAUGAAAGGUGACUCUGGAUCCAAAGGAGAAAAGGGUCAUCCUGGUCUAAUUGGUCUGAUUGGGCCCCCGGGUGAACCCGGAGAGAAGGGAGACAGAGGUCUACCCGGACCUCAGGGUGCUGGAGGUGGCAAGGGAGAACCUGGUAUUGGUGGUGCAUAUGGCCCACUCGGGCCUCCUGGUCCUCCAGGACUUCCUGGUGCUCAAGGACAGAAAGGUUCUAAGGGAUCACUCGGUUCAACUGGUCAGAAGGGAGAUCCUGGACUCUUAGGGCCACCUGGACCACCUGGUCCGCCUGGUGAUAUGAUCCAGCCUCUGCCCAUUCAGCAGUCUAGCAAAAGGAGCAGGCGUCAGGCUGAAACUCAAGGUGAUGAGGCUUUGGCGGACUACGGCAUGGACGGGCCAGGCAUGGAGGGAAUGGACGACGUCUUCGGAUCCCUCAACAACCUCAAGCAGGAUAUCGAGCGCAUGAAGUUCCCCAUGGGCACCCAGGACAAUCCUGCCAGGACCUGCAAUGACCUGCACCUCAGCCAACCUGAUUUCCCCAAUGGUGAAUACUGGAUUGAUCCGAACCAGGGCUGCAUCGGAGACGCCAUCAAAGUGUUCUGUAACUUCACAGCAGGUGGAGAAACAUGCAUUUACCCAGACAAGAAAUCAACAGGAGUUAGAAUAUCCAACUGGCCUAAGGAGUCACCCGGUUCAUGGUUUAGUGAAUUCAAGCGUGGCAAAAUUGUGAGUCCAGAAGACACUGAUAUAAGUCUGAGUAUGAUUUUUGACGUUUGCUUCAUGAAUUUCUUAAUUUCCCUAAUUUUGUCUUCCUCCAACUAUUCUCAGCUGAACUAUGUGGACGGUGGUGACAACAGCAUCAACGCUGUGCAGAUGACCUUCCUGAAGCUGCUGAGCUCCUCAGCGCGGCAGAACUUCACCUACAUUUGCCAUCAGUCGGUGGCCUGGUACGACUCCAAGGCCGACAACUACGACAGAGCGCUGCGCUUCCUGGGCUCCAACGAUGAGGAAAUGUCUUAUGACAAUAAUCCCUUCAUCAAGUCGCUGAUGGAUGGCUGCUCGAUGAAGCAGGGCUAUUCAAGGACAGUGUUGGAAAUUAACACACCUCGCAUCGACCAGUUACCCAUCAUUGACGUAAUGCUGAAUGACUUUGGGGAAUCCAACCAGAGGUUCGGCUUCGAGGUCGGCUCUGUGUGUUUCCUCGGCUAGACACGCCCGUCUUCCCCCCCCCGCUGAAGGACAGGGUCAGAGAGUCAACAGUAACACCCACAUGAAGAGAGCCUCUCAGCCACCACCUAUUGUCUCCUAUGAAGUAAAAUCCCAUGUUCCUUUAUUGCAAAGAAGAUCCAACAAGCUGGGAGAAAGAGAAAAGCACGCUUUGACCCUUCCUUUAAAAGCGCUGAUCAGGGGAAUCUCCUCCUUGCCCUCGUAGGGCCAGAAUCACGUGACUUUAACUUGUAAUGAGAGUGACAUCAUGAAAAGGACUUUUGAUGCCGUGGUGGACAGUGGCAUACUUUCAGCAUUAAAGAGAGGAUCCACUCGCCCUAAACCUUGCCCUCUCCCCUCCCUAGCCCUCUCGUCUUCUGUUCCUCUCUGCAUGCUCCAAGUGAUGCUCUGAAUUAAACCACAGAGGUGCUUUUGUGCAGAAUCGCAAAACACUUAAGGUGCUACAAAUAGUGCAUUUGAUAAAACUGUAAUUAAUAAUAUUUGAAUUUUGUACAUUACUGUUCCUCUCUGAAUCCACUCUUAACAACUUGCAUGUGCUUCUUCGGUUUUAAAGAAAUAUUUGGUCAACUUUGUUAGAAUAAAUUUUAUGAGGAUAUUUAAAGUUUCUUAGAAUCUGUCUGAAAACAUCUAUGACAUACAUCUGACUAAAGCUUCAAUUUGUAAGUAUGAAUCAGUCCUCUUGUAAAUAUUAUGAUUCUUAUCCUCUUUCAUGAGCUUAGAAAAAAACUGGAACUUAACAUCUAACCAAAAAAAGUCAGUUAAUGUACCCAGUAGGAAAGUAAGCCAUAAUAAAAUGAGGUUAUAAUAUAAAUAUUCUAAGAAAGGGUUUAUUCUUCCAGCUGUUAUACCUCAGUUUCCUUAAAAAAUCUGAACGUUACACACAGUCAAGUUUACAUUUUCUGUGGUUUAUAACUAAUAAAACUAAUAUUUUUGUGUGGGAAAGGUAUGUCUAGCUGUUUUCAUUCAAUCCCAAAGAUGCCUUGUGGAUAUUUUCUUUGUAACAGUGAACAAAAUGUUUUCAUGUGCCUUAAAUUGUUCAUUUAAGAAAUAUAUUAAAAUUGGGCUCUGAAAAACAUUGGGUUGAACGUUUGUGUGGUUGGCUGUUUGACUACAGAAACAAGUAAUGUUCGCUUUUUGUGAUUCUGUGCCACAAGACUAAUAUCUCCAUCCUUUAUCCCAAUAGACAAAGAAAGAUAAGUGACUCUUUGUGUUUGGGUUCAUUUUACUGACUCUUCCAGCUUUUUCCUUUUUUUUUUACCUCUCUCUCUGACUCAGAUUUGACCUCGAUCAAGAUCUGUUUGCAUCGCCACUUUCUUGGUUUAAAAGCUCUGGCAACAAAUACUUCAGAGCCACUUUCUAAAAACCUGUGUAAUAACAGUAUGUCUUCAACCUAUGUACAACUGCAAUAAAUGUUUGGUGCUUUGUGCGCAUUG
Xiphophorus hellerii (green swordtail) is the source of this 7327-nucleotide messenger RNA. Its product is annotated as collagen alpha-1(XI) chain-like. The transcript has 66 exons. Bases 306 to 5876 code for a protein of 1856 amino acids. Gene Ontology annotation, molecular function: extracellular matrix structural constituent conferring tensile strength. Gene Ontology annotation, biological process: extracellular matrix organization. The record is from RefSeq and is a predicted model, not a curated record. NCBI's taxonomy places the organism in Eukaryota, Metazoa, Chordata, Actinopteri, Cyprinodontiformes, Poeciliidae.